Exophiala dermatitidis NIH/UT8656 is the source of this 1438-nucleotide messenger RNA. RefSeq names its product 20S proteasome subunit alpha 6. Bases 253 to 1041 code for a protein of 262 amino acids. Gene Ontology annotation, cellular component: nucleus; proteasome core complex, alpha-subunit complex; proteasome core complex. The record is from RefSeq and is a predicted model, not a curated record. Gene Ontology annotation, biological process: ubiquitin-dependent protein catabolic process. Lineage: Eukaryota; Fungi; Ascomycota; Eurotiomycetes; Chaetothyriales; Herpotrichiellaceae. The transcript has 3 exons.
UGACGAAGGUGCAAAGCGAAGUGUGGCUGGGUUACAAGCAGUUGAUGGAUCGCAGUCACGCAGUGCCAGUGCUUGGAGAAGCUCCAAUCUGGGCCAAACCGCGCCUAACCAGAAGUUGCGCGUCUGCCAUUGCCUGGCUCCCUACGAUUUUGUAGUAAAGGGCCAUCAUCAACCAAGUCGACCACCACCACACACUCGCGAGUUGCUUCCAACCUUCUCACCUUCUUCUGCUUCCUAGUUCACAUCGUCAAGAUGUUCAGAAACAACUACGACAACGAUUCUGUUACAUUUUCGCCGCAAGGACGGAUAUUUCAGGUGGAAUAUGCCCAAGAGGCCGUCAAGCAAGGAUCGGUAGUGGUUGGAGUGGUCAGUAAGAAGCAUGUUGUCCUGACAGCAGUCAAGAGAAACGCCGAAGAACUGUCCUCAUACCAGAAAAAGAUCGUCGGUGUCGAUGACCACCUCGGAGUCGCGCUUGCAGGUCUUGCGUCCGAUGCCCGUGUCCUAUCGAAUUUUAUGAAGCAGCAAUCGCUUUCCUCCAAGAUGACCUAUGGACGACCUAUACCAGUUGAACGCAUCGUCAAUAUGAUCGGUGAUCGUGCCCAGACAAACACACAACACUACGGCAAGAGACCGUAUGGCGUUGGACUGUUAGUUGCCGGCGUCGAUGAAUUGGGGCCACAUCUAUUCGAGUUCUCGCCGUCAGGACUCACUCAAGAGAUGCUGGCGUGUGCUAUUGGUGCCCGAAGUCAGAUGGCUCGCACGUAUCUUGAGCGACAUUUGGAGAAGUUCGCAGACUGCAGUCGGGAGGAACUGAUCAAGCAUGCCCUGCUGGCCUUGAAGGAGAGUCUGGCACAAGAUAAAGAGUUGACUGUCGACAACACGAGUCUGGCUGUUAUUGGGGUGGGCGAAAAGGACGGCCGCAAGAAGGUGGAGCAUUUUAAAUUGUAUGACGGACAAGAUAUCGCACCUCUUCUUGAGGCCAGCCUGGAAUCAACAUCGACCGAGGAGGCGGGCGGCGAGGCUAUGGAGACAGAUUCAUAGGGGGCUACGGAUCCGGGUGCGUGGUGCACGGCGUUUGGAGCGCAAUGGCUGCCGCAAUGGCACGGUCGAGACGUUCUAUGGGAUGGCAAUGAAGAGUCAAAAUCAUCCUGCUCAUGGUGCCAUCCGAUUUCUUCCUUCUGACCUUCUUUGCUAUUCGUGGUCUUUUGCUCUAUUUGGUCCAGUCCAGCUUAUAUCUACCAGGGGCCAGCUUGUAGUCCCUCAAAGCGUCCACGACGUCGUCCGCGCUGUUGACUUCGACCAGAAUGCUGGCCGCUCCUUCGCCAACGAAGCCUUCUCUAAUACUCUUCUUGACCCAGUCUAGCAAACCAGUCCAGUAACCGUCAAUGUUGACCAGGACAAUGGGAAGCGUAUGUAUGCCCAGUUGAUUCCAAGUGAC